AUGGAACUCACUCACUCGACUGGUUUUGCAUCGCUUCGAUGUCCCGCUGACAUCCUCUUCGAGAUCUUCAUUCUUCUCAAGUGCGAGGACUUGCCCCGUAUGAGACCGAAAGACUUUCCGAUGCUCUUGACACACGUAUGCCAUCGCUGGCGUGAAGUCGCUACAUCAUCUCCUCUACUAUGGAAUAGGCUCGAAGUCCGAGUCCCUGAGGACAUCGGAUGCAACCCAUCAUCACGAUCGCAAGCAUUCUUCUUCUUCCAGCAUUGGUUAGAGCGGUCCCGUUCUGCACCGCUCACGAUCUCUCUGACCAGUCCCUCGCGUUUAUACAACUCGCGGGAAGAAGACGUAUCGGAUGCGUUCUGUGGCCUUUAUUUCCAGGCGCUGUUGCAACACUCCGCACGUAUACGCGACCUCAGCAUCCACAUACGCCACACACCCUCUCCCUUUCGACACGGGUCGCCACUCGCAUGUUCAGGCGUUCUUCGCAACUUAACGAUACGCACUGACUCCAUAUGGAGCUCUGCAGACAUAUUACCAUUCUUGUCUGCGGCAUCUUCUCAGACCAUUCGUUCGGUGGCUUUGAUACUCCCAGAACUUGUUCCAACACAAGAUGGGGUGACCCUUUUGCCUUCUACCACGCUCCCCUGGUCAUACUUGACGGACCUCACCAUCGACGAGGGAGUUAUUCACAACGGUCUUCAUUCGCUUGUGAACUGCGGACCGGUCUUGGACGUGUUGGAGCAAUGUCGCAAACUUGUCAAUCUCUCCAUUACUCUUCGCAAAAAUCGUGGCGAUGGUGAUUAUCCCGGGUAUCGUCCUGGGGUCAAUAUGCCACACCUCCGGUCAUUCUCGAUAUCUUGGCUUGAUAGCAAGUCGAGGGGCACGCUCGUAACAUUGCUGGGGAACAUAUCGUGUCCUAUAAUCGACACGUUUAGUGCUCUUAAUAACCACCCUCAUAAUAUCCAUCUCAACGAUGCGAUGGUCCUAGAUUUCCUUACGCGCCAUUCUGCCACCCUGCGGGCUCUCACCAUACCUGGCAUGUACGACUACCGCCUUAUAUUUGGAGCCGUCCCAAACCUAAAAUAUCUCGCUCUCGCGAAUAUCAAUCGUCAGGGGUGGGUAGUGCCUCUGGCCCUAAGCCAAACACCGCCCCUGCUGGAAGAGCUAGUCCUUCUCAAUACGCAUCAGCAGCCCUUGACCAUCGCGCGGCACACUCCCCCAUUUCUCUUCAGCAUCAUUCGUUAUAACCGUCCAGCUUGGCAGAACUUGCGCGUCCUGAGGUUGAACCCUUGUUUUUGGAGGGUUGUGUUAGACGUUCAAGAUGGUCGGCGUGAGCAGAUUAUGGUGAAGACUGUGCUCGAAGACUUUAAGGGGCAGGGGUUGCAGUUAUAUGUCGAAGGGACUCAGUACGAACGUCCUGGGCAAAACAACUGUUAUCCGGAUACGGGAACCACCGUGUCUUUCCGCGUCUUUUGA
Stereum hirsutum FP-91666 SS1 is the source of this 1476-nucleotide messenger RNA. RefSeq lists its product as uncharacterized. The transcript has 2 exons. Bases 1 to 1476 code for a protein of 491 amino acids. Gene Ontology annotation, molecular function: protein binding. The record is from RefSeq and is a predicted model, not a curated record. Lineage: Eukaryota; Fungi; Basidiomycota; Agaricomycetes; Russulales; Stereaceae.